Messenger RNA from Cynara cardunculus var. scolymus (artichoke), 1582 nucleotides. RefSeq names its product O-fucosyltransferase 13. The transcript has 6 exons. The record is from RefSeq and is a predicted model, not a curated record. Lineage: Eukaryota; Viridiplantae; Streptophyta; Magnoliopsida; Asterales; Asteraceae. Gene Ontology annotation, cellular component: cytoplasm. The coding region runs from base 99 to 1427 and encodes 442 amino acids.
UGAUACCUUGCGCCAGAUCUCUUCCUCUUUGUUUCAACACUGUAAUCGCCAUUGAAAUCUCAAACCCUUUUGUGAUUGCAAGAAGUUGAUCCAUAUGUAUGUAUCAGAUGUUAUCAAUUUUUGUGAAGAAACCCCUGUUCACUCUCACUUUCUUCACUAUCAUCCUAUUGUUCGCAGUGAUCUCUCUAUCUCCUUCUUCACCUUUCUCCCACCUCCCGCUCUAUUCCUACAGUGCCGAGUCUGAUAUAUGGAGUGCGAAAAGGAUUUUAGAAUGGCGACCGUGUAAAUGGUGGCUUCAAGGACAUUUGACUGCUCUGCCGGCUGAGAGUAAUGGCUAUAUCCGAGUGGAUUGUUAUGGUGGGCUUAAUCAGAUGAGGAGGGAUUUAUGUGAUGGUGUUGGCGUUGCACGGUUACUGAAUGCAACUCUUGUUUUGCCAAAGUUUGAAGUGGCUGCAUAUUGGAACGAAUCAAGUGGUUUCACAGAUGUAUUUGAUGUGGACUAUUUCAUACAACAGCUGAAGGGAUUUAUUAAAGUUGUAAAAGAACCACCCGCAGAAGUUGCUUCAAGAGAACCUGUCCGAGUGGAUUGCAGCAAACGCAAAGGCCAUUUUGAUUAUGUUGAGAGCGUACUUCCAUCAUUAUUGGAGCAUCGUUACAUCUCUAUUACACCUGCAAUGAGCCAACGACGAGAUAGGUUUCCUCUCUAUGCAAAGGCUGCACUUUGUCAAGCAUGUUACAGUGCAUUGCGCCUAACAAGCACCUUGGAGAAGAAAAGCUCCGAGCUUCUGCAAGCCAUACCAAAACCCUUUUUAUCCCUCCACCUCCGUUUUGAACCUGAUAUGGUAGCUUACAGCCAAUGUGAAUACGAAGGCCUUUCUCCUGCUUCCAUGGAAUCUAUAGAGGCUGCACGUGGCGAUCGAAAACCGUGGACCGGAGAAACCGCUCGGCUUUGGAGAAACCGCGGAAAAUGCCCACUUACUCCUAACGAAACUGCUUUCAUUCUUCAAUCUCUUUCCAUCCCAACAAAUACAAACAUUUAUUUAGCAGCCGGAGACGGUUUGAUGGAACUCGAAGGAUUAACCUCCGUUUACACAAAUGUCGUCACCAAAUCAUCUCUUUUGAGCGGUGAAGACUUCAAGAACAUGCACGGAAACACGAAAGCGGCACUGGAUUAUUAUGUGUCGAUCAAUAGCGACGCUUAUGUGGCGACGUAUUUCGGUAACAUGGAUAAAAUGGUGGCAGCAAUGAGAGCUUAUCAAGGGUUUUAUAAAACCCUUUUUUUAAACAGGAAGGCUUUUGCAGACUUGAGUUCUGAAGGGUUAAGAGGGAAAGAAUUGAUGGAAGCCAUGAGAAAGGCUCAUAAAGCUGAUUUUGUAAUGGGAAGAGGCUCUGCUUUACCAGAUUGCUUUUGUGACUUCAAAUUAUGAUUCUUGUAUUCAACUUUUGGUACCACUUUCUUGAAUACAUUUUUGUAAAAUUUUGCAUCUCAUUUUAUCAAGUUAUGAUCGCUGGUUUGCAAUGCCCGAAUGGAAAGAUGACGAGUCUGUUUGAUCGAUGAACGAUAGAGUUGUUUAUGGAUGGU